Eucalyptus grandis is the source of this 1595-nucleotide messenger RNA. Its product is annotated as probable protein phosphatase 2C 59. Gene Ontology annotation, biological process: protein dephosphorylation. Gene Ontology annotation, cellular component: cytosol; nucleus. Gene Ontology annotation, molecular function: protein serine/threonine phosphatase activity; cation binding. Bases 219 to 1256 code for a protein of 345 amino acids. The transcript is spliced from 9 exons. The record is from RefSeq and is a predicted model, not a curated record. NCBI's taxonomy places the organism in Eukaryota, Viridiplantae, Streptophyta, Magnoliopsida, Myrtales, Myrtaceae.
UUCUCUUCUUCCUCCACUCCCCUCUCUCUCUCUCUCUCUAGACACGAUGAUGAUGGAGGUCUCCUUCUCCCCUCAAAUCCAGCGUCGUUUUCUCCAUUAACGCCCCCCACCCUCGCGAAGGUUCCUUCUCCUCCCCGUCGCAUUCCGCUCUCUUCUCGCACUCUCUUCUGGUCGGAAAGGGCCGGAAGGAAAUCCCCCGGGGAUUUCGAGGCGAUCUCAUGAACGUUAGGGCCGCGGGGCCUCUCGAUUGCUGUCGCGAUAGUCUGCAGAUAACGGAUCGCUUGGCCGAGCGCGGGCUGCUUCUUCUGCUGUCGACCUUCUGCGUCUUGAUCCGAGGGAGCGCGGAGCUGUUGGAUUCCGUGGAUCCGAGCGACGGGAUGGGUUACCUCAACUCGAUUUUGGCGUCUCCGAGCCAGAUUCACGCCGACGACGCCCCGGUCAGCGGCGGCGGGCUCAGUCAGAAUGGGAAAUUCAGCUAUGGAUAUGCAAGCUCUCCUGGGAAAAGGGCUUCGAUGGAAGAUUUCUAUGAGACAAGAAUAGAUGGUGUAGAAGGGGAGAUAGUUGGUCUUUUUGGAGUUUUUGAUGGUCAUGGGGGUGCACGAGCUGCUGAAUAUGUGAAACAAAACCUCUUCAGUAAUUUAAUCAGGCAUCCAAAAUUCAUCUCUGAUACCAAAUCUGCUAUAGCUGAUGCAUACAACCAUACGGACUCUGAGUUUUUGAAAUCAGAAAAUAAUCAGAAUAGAGAUGCUGGCUCAACUGCUUCCACUGCCAUCCUUGUUGGUGAUCGGUUGCUUGUUGCCAAUGUUGGAGAUUCUAGAGCCGUGAUAUGCAGGGGCGGUGAAGCUAUUGCUGUUUCUCGAGACCAUAAACCGGAUCAAACAGAUGAGCGUCAACGCAUUGAAGAAGCUGGAGGAUUUGUUAUGUGGGCUGGUACCUGGAGAGUCGGAGGUGUACUUGCCGUGUCACGUGCUUUUGGGGAUAGGCUUUUGAAGCAGUAUGUGGUGGCUGAUCCUGAAAUUCAGGAGGAGAAGAUUGACAGCUCACUUGAGUUUCUCAUUCUUGCUAGUGAUGGGCUGUGGGAUGUUGUCACAAAUGAGGAAGCUGUUGCAAUGAUUAAGCCAAUCGAAGAUGCAGAGGCGGCAGCAAAAAGGCUCAUGCAGGAAGCGUACCAGAGAGGGAGCGCAGAUAACAUUACUUGCGUUGUCGUCCGUUUCUUGGCCAAUCAGGGGUGUUCCUCUCAAAGCAGCUCUAUGUAAUCGCCAUCCCACGCCACCACUUGCUCUGAAGGAUUUCUUCCCUCUUUGGUAAAAGCUCUGAUGCUAAAUAAAAGUAUGGUCAAUUAACUUGACAUAGGAUUUCUUCAGUAGCGUAAUACUAAGGUAAAGAUAGAGACCUAAAAUGAAACCUUACCAGACUGCUAAUGUGCAUAUCAGCAGCUUCCUAGAAUAGAACCACGUGUGGAUUUAGUACGUGUACUUUGAGUCUUCUUUAAUCUUAGAUAGAAAUAUUCAUGAGUUGGAGCUGUUUUAUGUCUGUAACUUGUAAAUGUGGUUCCAAGUUCAGUCCUUCAAUAUAUAUGCUCUUUGUUCUUUCUC